AUGAAAGGAGCUAUCAUUUUUUUUUACAGUAAAAUCGAGCAGGUUGAAAUUCCGAAGAAAUUGGGCUUUCUGCUUCCACUACUUAUUUUAGACAAACAAACAAGACAUCAAAUAACAUGUGUCAUCUGCAUCUGCAAAAAAUCGUUGUCAUAUACAGCUAAGCAGCUUUUGCGAGAUGGAAAAUGA
Molecule: messenger RNA, 186 nt
Organism: Brugia malayi
Lineage: Eukaryota; Metazoa; Nematoda; Chromadorea; Rhabditida; Onchocercidae
Exons: 3
Coding region: 1-186 (61 amino acids)
Source: RefSeq, a predicted model, not a curated record